This is a messenger RNA of Acanthosepion pharaonis, 531 nucleotides long. Lineage: Eukaryota; Metazoa; Mollusca; Cephalopoda; Sepiida; Sepiidae. The record is from the annotation of a GenBank genome assembly.
AUGGAGGACUUCAGAUUUUUCUUUCAGUUUCUUCUUUUCCAUUUCCCUCUUUAUUCUUGUUCAUCCUCAUUUUUGAUUUUUAAUCUUUUUCCUCAUUCUCCACACUUUAUUCUUCGACCUCGGGUCUCCCAAACUUUUUUCUCGUUCUCCCACACUUUUUUCUUCAUCCUCGUUCACCGUUCUCCCCCUCUUUGCUGUCCCCAGUCCCCUCUUUGCUGUCCCCCUUUUCUCCCCCUUUUGCUGUCCCCUUUCCCCCCCUCUUUUGCUGUCCCCCUUUCCCCCUCCCCCCUUUUCCCCCUUUUUGCUGUCCCCUUUUCCCCCUCUUUUGCGGUCCCCUUUCCCCCCCCCUUUUGCCCCCCUUUCUCCCCCCUUUGCUGUCCCCGGUCCCCCUUUCUCCCCCUCUUUGCUGUCCUCGGUCCCCCUUUCUCCCCCUCUUUAUUUUCUUUCUUUCAUCUGGCAUACUUUCAUAUUAGCAUAUCUAUUUUUUAUUUCAUUUCUUUUCUCAAUCAUUUUUCCUUCCUUACUAGUUGA